This is a messenger RNA of Taeniopygia guttata (zebra finch), 3780 nucleotides long. RefSeq names its product RAS like family 10 member B (gene RASL10B). Gene Ontology annotation, molecular function: GTP binding; GTPase activity. The record is from RefSeq and is a predicted model, not a curated record. NCBI's taxonomy places the organism in Eukaryota, Metazoa, Chordata, Aves, Passeriformes, Estrildidae.
AUCUCGGAGGGAACUGCUAAAAAUAGCCCCGAGGCUGGAGCCUGAAUUGUGCAGGAGAGUUCAUGUGCAGCCCGAUCCCUGCGCUCCCCCAGACACAUUCCGGGGCUGGCGCUGCUUGGGGCGAUGCGGGGAAGGGGAGCAGCGUCUGGGGCUGGUGACAACCCCAGGGACACAUAAAUAUUCCCCUGCCGCGAGCAUCGGGCAGCUCUGCGGGGAGAAAAUGCCGAGAUCUCCGGCAGCCCGGCUGCAGCGUGGGACACGGUGAGGGGGCUGUCACCCCCUGUGCCUGCUGCUGGCACCAGGGUGGCACAAAGGCUGUGCCAGCUGCCCUUGUGCCCGCCAGCCGUGUUUCCCCCUGCACCCCUCCUCAGCCCGGAGAUGAUGUUUUUUCCCAGCCGAAGGUGCUGACGAGGCUGGGGGGAGCCCGGCCGAGCUGCCGCCGGGGCUCGGGCUCGGCCGGAGCUGUGCGGACACCUCGGUGCUCGCCGGUGUCACAGGCAGCCCGAGUGGGGCUUGGGGGCUGCUCCGGGAGCAGAGAGGUGCCAGAAGUCCAUCGGCAGCGUGUCCCGGGGGCCUGGAGCAUGUUCCUGGAGGUGCAGCCAGCAUCUUCCCUCUGUCCAGCACGCAGUGACGGGGAGCCCCGGCGGGGAAAUGCAUCCUGAAUGGGGCUGAGGCCCCCUGCUCGGGAAUAUGCAGCCUCGGCACCGCGGGGGCAGCACCGGGGCAGCGGCCGGCGUGCAGCGGGAUGGUGACAACCUUCAAGAUCGCCGUGCUGGGAGCUCAGGGCGUGGGCAAGAGUGCCAUAGUCCGGCAGUUCCUGUACAACGAGUUCAGCGAGGUCUGCGUGCCCACCACGGCCCGCCGCGUCUACCUGCCCGCCGUGGUCAUGAACGGCCACGUCCACGACCUGCAGAUCAUGGACUUUCCCCCCAUCAGCGCCUUCCCUGUCAACACCCUGCAGGAGUGGGCAGACGUGUGUUGCAGGGGGCUCCGGAGUGUCCAUGCCUACAUCCUGGUCUAUGACAUCUGUUGCUUUGACAGCUUCGAGUACAUCAAAACCAUCCGCCAGCAGAUCCUGGAAACAAGGGUCAUCGGCACCUCGGAGACACCCAUCAUCAUCGUGGGCAACAAGCGGGACCUGCAGCGCGGCCGCGUCAUCCCGCGCUGGAACGUCUCCAACCUGGUGAAGAAGACGUGGAAGUGCGGCUACAUCGAGUGCUCGGCCAAGUACAACUGGCACAUCCUGCUGCUCUUCAGCGAGCUCCUCAAGAGCGUGGGCUGUGCCCGCUGCAAGCACGUCCACACCACCAUCCGCUUCCAGGGCGCGCUGCGCAGGAACCGCUGCACCAUCAUGUGAGGCCUGUCCCCAGGACCCCAAAUCUGGCCCUGGUUCUGCUCCCUGGGUGGUGGCAGCUGUGCUGGAGGCACCUCGGGGGUCGCUGAGGUGACAUUUGGGGAUGGGGCACUGUGGGUGGAGUGGUGCAGGCAGCACGGGGAUGGCCUUGGUUGAACCCCUGGGCUCUCUCCAAGCUCCCAGCGCUUGAGGCUGAAGCCAUCCUGGGGUUGGACAGGGGGUGCCCUCAGAGGGUGCCAGAUUUUGGCUGUGGGUUCAUCUUUGCCAGUUCCUGCCCUGGUGCUGCCUGCCUGCCAUCGCCUGCUCCAGGAAGGGAAUUAUCCAGCACUGCAGCCCGCUGCUCUGGGGGUGCUUCUCUCUCUGGAGGAGUUCUGCUUCUCCCCUUGUGGAGCUGGGAUUUCUCCCUGGGGAGGGCAGAGCAGCCAGAUUACACGGGCUGUCUUGUGGCUCAGGUUGGGUCAGAUUUCCAGGUGGAAUUUCUGGAUGAAAGCAGAAAGGUGGAAAAAAAACCCAACUUAAGUCCCAAUCCUGCUCCUGAUAUCCCCGGGAGUUGGGUUCUGCCUUCCCAGGGCUCUGAGCUCCCCUCUGCCCCAGCACACCCCAGCACAGGAAGGUUUCUCCUCCCCUCAGCCUGUGAACAGCAAAUAAUUUGGGAACACUCCUUGCCGGGCAGGUCUCCCCUCUGCUACCUCUCGUCCUGGGCUCAGCAGGUGAUGGCUUCACCCAUCCCCGGGGUGUCUGGGGCAGGUGGGCAUUCCCCGGGGUGCCCCUGUGCCCCCUGUGCCCCCCAUGCCCCCGGCAGCACCACCAGGUCCGACCCUGCUGGGUUUUCUCACAGGGAUGUUGCCUCGGCAGCAACAGGGAGCUGGAGCAGCACUUCCAGUUGUAUUCUUGUUGGUGUUUUUUUGUUUUUUUUUUUUUCCUCUUUGCAUAUCCCUAAUAGGAAAGUGAGCCCCUCUUUUUUUUUUUUUUUUAAUUUUUUUAUUAUUAUUUUUUAAUCUUCUGGUUUAUGUUUGCACCAGAGCUGCAGCUCACCUGCAUCCUGCCCUGUAGGGUGGGUUGCCAAAGGGCAGCCCCUGUUAGGAAAUGAUGAUGGGGUGGUGAAGGGAGAGCAAGAUGCCAAGAGGGUCGUGGUUUCUCCAUGGCUGGUCCCUGUGAGACACAGGGAAACACCAUCCUCAUCUCCUGAGGCAGGAUCUGUGUCUGAUCCAUCCUCCAGCAAAACCAUCUCCGUGAUUCCUGCUGUCACAAGGAGCUGGAUGGGCUCAGCACUGCUCUGGGCAGCAGAACAGGACAGCCAGCCCUCUGUGCCACCACAGCCAGGUGUCCAUGGCCCAGCAGCUCUGAGCUCCAGUGCCUCUCACCACCCCACCCCUGUGCCAGGACUGGGGGUACAUCCUGCUCCCCCCUCCCCGCUUAGGGAGUCAAACCCCUUGCUCCAAAAUUUAAAAAAAAAAAAGGAAAAAAUUAGGAAAGGCAAUGUGGGGGCACGGGUCCAUCUCAGCCAGGAAGGGCAGUGGCAUUGUCACCAUUGUCACCAUCUCUCACCCUCAUGGCAAACCCGGCUGCCCUGUCUGAGCUCAUCCUGUCAGGAUUUAUUAACACAUGUAAGUCCACUUAUCGAUCCCUGGCUAGAGCUUUAUCCCUCCAAAUUGUCUGAGAAGGAAAUUCCUUGGUAAAUGCUAAUAAUAAAGCAUUUAUAAAGUGCUCUGACGUACACAUAUCAACGACUAAGCCAAUACAUUGUUUGUUAUAACCCUGUAGCCUGCAGUUUAUAGCACAAUUAGUUACAGGUUUUUAUAGCAUCUAUUUAGUAUUUUGAAGAAAAAAAAAAAGGUUAUAAAUAUAAUUGUUAUAUUCUAUUGUACUUUAUAGACAGAGGAAGUUAUAUUAGUAAUAAUAACAACUCUCACUGCUUCGACAGCAUUUCCCAGCUCCCGGGAAAACGAGGGCUACAAAGAGUUACUUCCCCAAGAGCCCAGGAAGGGGCAGGUGGUGGUGGUGGCACCCUGGGUGCAGGCAGGGAACCCCAGGCAGGCAGAUCCGGGGUGUCCACGCCCAGGGAUUGGAGCACACAGGAGCACCCUACUCACACCUUACUACAGAUUUACCCAACGCCACCCUGGUCCUGCUGACAGCAGCCUGGGCCUGGCAUGGGCUGGGAUGUCCCCACUGCUGUGCCCAGGGCAGUGCCAGGUUUCUGCCCCCGUGCUCGUGGAGGCGAUGCCUGGGUUUGGUUCGACCCCACCAAGGAUGCUUCCCUGUCCCUCUCCUCCUCCUGCCCCAGUGAGUAUCCCAGUUGCCUGGACUUGGCUUUCCUCUCCCCCCUGGACUCCUUGUCAGAGAUUCCCGAGGUGUCUGCACCACCUGUGACGCCCUGCACCUCCUUCUUUGAAAUGGAAUUAAAAAUCAGGUCUGUCCCCCUU